AUAAAGAUAGAAUGAUGUUUCAAAACAUCUGCAGUAAGACUUUGACCGCAUUUGUAGUGACGCGCAAUUAGAGAACAAUGAAAUCCAACAUAAAAACUCUUAAAGCAUUUGAAAAUAAUUUAGUGCACGACAAGUUAACAAAGUUUAACAUUUUACUUCUACGAAAGUAAAAGAUAUAUAGUAUCAGCACGAUGGAGAAUGUGAAGAACAAAACUGCAAUGAUUACGGGAGGAGCUACCGGAUUAGGCUACAAAUAUGCUGAAAUAUUGCUAAAAUAUGGUGCAAGAAGUGUUGCUAUAAUUGAUUUGCCAACAUCAAACGGUCAAAAUGCAGCGACUACGUUGGAAAAUGAAUUUGGAAAAGGUCGUGUUAUUUUUGUUGCAGCUGAUGUAACCGAUAAUUUGGAAACAGCAUUUAAAACAGUCAUCGAUAAGUUUAAAACACUUGAUAUUCUUAUUAACAACGCUGGUAUCAUGAACGAACAUCUCAUAGAGAAAACUAUUAAUAUCAAUGUGACUGCAUUGAUUCGCAGCUCUUUUUUGGCUCUCGACCAUAUGGGAAAGCAUAAGAGCGGCAAUGGUGGUGUAAUCGUAAAUAUUUCAUCUAUAUUUGGAUUGUCGACGAAUGGUUGCCUACCGGUAUAUUGCGGCUCGAAAUACGCUGUUCUCGGAUUUAGCCAGGCUUUGGCUGAAUUAUACGACACUACCGGAGUGCGAAUUCUUAUAAUGUGUCCAGGUAUUACACAGACAGCUAUAAUCGAGAAUACCGAACACAGAAUUUGUAAUAUCGCAAAUACUACUUCAGCGCAAUCAUUAUAUACGUUACCAACACAAACAACUGAUAACACAGCAUCUGCAAUGUUAAAUCUUAUCCAAAAAGGUAAAAAUGGUGCGGUUUGGGUUAGCGAAAACCGUCAACCACCAUAUGCUGUGGAUUUUCCUCAUUAUUCUAAGCGAUCUUUGCCUGUAUAAAACUGUGAUAUCUUGCUUUAUUCUUUCAUUUAGUCGAGGGUUCUAAUGUAUACAUACAAAUGGCAUAUAUAUAUAUAUAUAUACACAUAAGAAUAGACAUGUGCAAUUAAAUAAAAAAUAAAAAGGUGGUAGUUAA
Messenger RNA from Pseudomyrmex gracilis, 1107 nucleotides. RefSeq names its product 15-hydroxyprostaglandin dehydrogenase [NAD(+)]-like. The transcript has a single exon. Gene Ontology annotation, cellular component: cytoplasm. Lineage: Eukaryota; Metazoa; Arthropoda; Insecta; Hymenoptera; Formicidae. The record is from RefSeq and is a predicted model, not a curated record. The coding region runs from base 192 to 971 and encodes 259 amino acids. Gene Ontology annotation, molecular function: oxidoreductase activity, acting on the CH-OH group of donors, NAD or NADP as acceptor.